AUGGCAUCAACAAAGAAGAUCAACCUCAAGAGUCGUGAUGGUGAUGUUUUUGAAAUCGAUGAAGCGGUGGCGUUGGAAUCACAAACCAUCAAGCAUAUGAUUGAGGAUAAUUGCGCUGAUGAAACCGGAAUCCCUCUUCCAAAUGUAACCAGCCAGAUUUUGGCAAAGGUUAUUGAGUACUGCAAGAAGCAUGUUGCGGCUGCGAAUUCUGAAGAAGAGUCUGUUGAUGAGAAGGCUCUCAAAACAUGGGAUGCCGAAUUCGUCAAGGUGGAUCAAGUCACACUGUUUGAACUCAUAUUGGCUGCAAACUAUUUGGACAUCAAGAGUCUGUUAGAUCUUACAAGCCAGACUAUUGCGGAGUCGAUGGUUGGUAAGACAGUCGAGGAAGUUCGCAAGAUGUUCAACGUUGAGAAUGAUUUCACAAAAGAAGAAGAGGAGGAACUUCGCCGCGAAAAUCAUUGGGCUUUUGAAUGA
Messenger RNA from Lathyrus sativus (Indian pea), 474 nucleotides. The record is from the annotation of a GenBank genome assembly. NCBI's taxonomy places the organism in Eukaryota, Viridiplantae, Streptophyta, Magnoliopsida, Fabales, Fabaceae.